This is a messenger RNA of Xyrauchen texanus (razorback sucker), 2453 nucleotides long. RefSeq names its product phosphatidylinositol-binding clathrin assembly protein-like. The transcript has 19 exons. Gene Ontology annotation, molecular function: SNARE binding; phosphatidylinositol-4,5-bisphosphate binding; clathrin heavy chain binding. The record is from RefSeq and is a predicted model, not a curated record. Gene Ontology annotation, cellular component: extrinsic component of presynaptic endocytic zone membrane; clathrin-coated pit; clathrin-coated vesicle. Bases 659 to 2320 code for a protein of 553 amino acids. Lineage: Eukaryota; Metazoa; Chordata; Actinopteri; Cypriniformes; Catostomidae. Gene Ontology annotation, biological process: synaptic vesicle budding from presynaptic endocytic zone membrane; clathrin-dependent endocytosis; clathrin coat assembly.
GUUAACUGAAGGAAAUAGGAAUUGUUGCUUCAUCAAAGAUGUCAUCGACGAGAUGUUGAAUUUCCACAUGUAGGACCGCUGCUGUAGCCUAUCUAUUCGAAUUGGAUAUUUAUAUGACAUUUAAUAUUUUGAGUGGCUUAUGAAUUUAUACUUAGGGCUGAAGGAAUUUGAAAAUGAUGCUCGGUAUCAAAUUCCGUUAUGCACCGACUACAUGCAUGCAAUGAAUCACGGCGAAUUUUUCCGCUGCUAGAUCGACAACUUGACAUCGACACUACGAUAUAAAGACGGGCCGACCGGAUUUGUUCAAUUUUCAUUAGCAGAUAUUGCCUAUAGAUAGCUCCAUUCAAACAGCAAUUACAUGGUUAACCGGCAACACCGAAGGAAAGCGAGUAACAGUGUCCUUUUUGUGUGCACCGAAAGGGGUAUUUAAAUAACGCUGAUCGGAAACGAUAUAUCGCUAUUCGGAAUUGUCAUCGUUUCCGCGCGCAGAUAACCGUGAGUGAUCGACGUUAUCUGAAUGUCAGAGCAUCCUCGGCCGUGUCCUGUUCGUAUCAGGGUAGCGCGCUCUGCAAGACCUUUGAAAACCCACGGAGUGGGCUCCCUCACACCCCUGCAGUGAAAAAAUCUUUUUGAAAGACGAUUUAUUGAAAAUUGUAAUAUGUCGGGACAGUCUAUCACGGACCGGAUCGCCGCGGCUCAGCACAGCAUGACGGGAUCUGCCAUCAGCAAAGCCGUGUGCAAGGCCACGACGCACGAAGUCAGCGCGCCCAAGAAGAAGCACCUUGAUUAUCUAAUGCACUGCACCAAUGAGCUGAACAUGAACAUACCUCACUUGGCUGACACGCUGUUUGAGAGGACAGCAAAUCAAAGCUGGGUGGUGGUGUUCAAGGCUCUCAUUACGUCACACCACCUCAUGAUGUAUGGCAAUGAGAGGUUUAUCCAGUACCUUGCAUCAAGAAGCACACUCUUUAACUUGAACAAUUUCGUAGAUAAAUGUGCAUUACAAGGUUACGAUAUGUCCAUCUACAUCAGACGUUACAGCAGGUAUCUGAAUGAGAGGGCACUGUCCUACCGGCUAGUUGCAGUUGAUUUCACCAAGAUGAAGAGAGGGACUGAUGGAGUGAUGCGCACUAUGAGCAUAGAAAAGCUGAUGAAGACCCUCCCUAUCAUUCAGAAUCAGCUGGACACCCUUCUGGACUUUGAGGCCAGCUCUAGUGAACUGACCAAUGGGGUGAUCAAUUGUGCCUUCACGCUGCUGUUCAAGGACUCCAUCCGCAUCUUUGCUGCUUACAAUGAGGGUGUCAUUAAUCUGUUAGAGAAAUAUUUUAAUAUGAAGAAGAAUCAAUGCAAAGAAGCGCUGGAAAUAUACAAGACAUUUCUUAUCAGGAUGACCAAGCUCUCAGAGUUUCUCAAGGUGGCCGAGCAAGUUGGAAUUGAUCAGGUUGACAUCCCAGAUCUCUCACAGGCUCCAAGCAGUCUCUUAGAAGCUUUGGAGCAACACCUGGCUUCUCUGGAGGGCAAGAAAAUGAAAGAUGCCACUACCAUCAGCAGGGAGUUAGAGGGUGACAGACUACAGCCUGCAAAGGCUGUUCAGCUCAAAGAUAUUGGUAUGCAGACCCCAACAAUAUCCCCCAGUGGGCAGUCUGUGGGCAGUGCCAACAGCAGCUGCACCAGCAGCGGUGCCACAGAAUUUCUCUCCAGUCCAUCUGAUCUACCCAUCACAAAUGGUGUGCACAACUUCAACAGUGACCAUUUUGAUCUGCAACACAAUUCCAGCACCUCUGCCCAGACAACCACCCUACCAGCCAAUAACAACAGCUGGGGAGGAGCACUUUUGAAGCCCACCUUCUCCUCACAGGUCCAAAGUCAAGGCACACAGUUCUACAAUGGAGGAAAAUUACUUACUAAUGACCUGGACUCGUCCUUGGCCAAUCUUGUGGGCAAUCUACAUUUUGGUGGACCCCCAGCCAAAAAGCCAGAAGUGCAGUGGGCUCAUUUGGAGAAGAAAUCAUCAGGAGGUUCCCACUGGCAGUCUAAAGCCAUGAAUGGCACAGCACCCUGGAGCCACACACACCUGGCUCCUGCUCCCAUACCGAUGCCACAAAUGAAUGGAAUGAUUUACACUGGCUAUGCACCAGCUCCGGUAGCAUUUCCGAUGACAACCCCCCAAGUGCCUGUGUAUGGGAUGAUUCCUCCUACUCUGGGCCAAAUGGGGUCAGUUCCCUUUAUGGCCCCUCAGCCUGUGAUAUAUAAUCAGCCCAUCCUCCGCACCACCAAUCCUUUCACCCCUAUUCCUGGAGCUCAGAUGCACUUUAUGUAGCACUGAGGACCACGAUGAACUGACACGUACGCCCGAGGAAAAACAUCAACAAACUCAAAACCAAAAAAUGGAAAGGCAGACAUGAGAAAUGGUUCAUAUGGCUCAUAAGGACUGAAGAAGUGUUCAUGUGGCA